This is a messenger RNA of Solanum dulcamara, 1122 nucleotides long. RefSeq names its product non-specific lipid transfer protein GPI-anchored 25. Lineage: Eukaryota; Viridiplantae; Streptophyta; Magnoliopsida; Solanales; Solanaceae. Bases 110 to 820 code for a protein of 236 amino acids. The transcript is spliced from 4 exons. The record is from RefSeq and is a predicted model, not a curated record.
CACCCAACUUUCAGAAUCAGUAUAAAUUAGUUUCCACUAAUCUGUUACUCAACAAUCCUCUCAUCAACAACACAAAAAAAUUACUGUUUCUCUCUCUCUGUCUAGAGCAAUGGCAGACGUACUGAUUCUUGUCUCAGUUCUCCUACUCGCCGCCGUUACACUCCCGGAACCACCAGAACUUCCGUCAACACCACCGGAGUCUUCUUCAAGCACAAUCGGCUGUGAAGACGAACUGGUGGCGUUCUCUCCAUGCCUUCCAUACAUUUCUGAUCCACCGAACAAUAUCUCUGAUUCGCCUCCGUUUCAGUGUUGCGAUAACUUCGCGGCGGCAUUUAUUGAUAAUACUGCGAUUUGCCUUUGCUACCUCGUUCGCAACCCUCAGAUCCUUGGAUUUCCUAUCAGUUCCAUGAAGCUGUUGUCGCUAACUUCUAUUUGUCCCGAGGAGGAGAAAGAAGGCGAGGAGAAUCUAUCUCUCGAGUCUCUCUGUUCAGGUUCAACUAUGCUGCCUCCUUUUAGAUCAAUAACAGCAGAUCACAGGGGUUCAAGUCCAAGACCAAGGCGUCCUACACCCCCUAGCUCAAGUCCUAGACCAGCACACACUCCACACCCAGGUGAUCAUGAUAACCCUUCACCACGAGAUCCACCAGGAUCAGGCAGUACAUCACCUCCGUUCUCUAAUGUUGAUGAUAAUCCUACCCUUGAUGCUCAAGCCACAACAAAACGUUCAUCAGCCAUACAAAUAAUGUGCAAUUACCGUCUAUGGGUUGUCUCUGCAAUGUCGAUUUUCCUGUAUAUCUCUUGCAAGCACCAACUUAGGUAGUAUUGUCUCUUUCAUGGCUUCAUAACAGACAGUUCCAUUGGAAGAUAUUAAGUCAAAUCAGAAUUUUGUGGAUUGACGUAAAACUACUGGCAAAAGAAUUCUUUGUUAAAUCCUGUAGUGGUUUGACAUGCCACUGCUUCAGUAUCUGAAUUCUGAUGCACACAUAAUCUUCUUAGCCUAUGAAAGAAAAGCGAUGCCAGGUGCAAUAUGAGUAAUUGGGGAGUCACUUAUAGCAUCAAGUAAACCUUAUAAUCCCCUUCUAUUAUUAGCGUUUCCAGAAAAUCAGUCAGCAUGUUAUGUCA